Molecule: messenger RNA, 1607 nt
Organism: Hyposmocoma kahamanoa
Lineage: Eukaryota; Metazoa; Arthropoda; Insecta; Lepidoptera; Cosmopterigidae
Gene: lds
Product: transcription termination factor 2-like
Exons: 8
Coding region: 9-1376 (455 amino acids)
Molecular function (GO): ATP binding; ATP-dependent chromatin remodeler activity
Source: RefSeq, a predicted model, not a curated record
GCGUCUUAAUGAAAGUUCUCUGGCGUCGCGUAAUCCUAGACGAAGCUCACAUAGUCCGCAACCACAAAUCGGCCACGUCAAUGGCCGUCAGCGCUUUGAAAGGCAAGCGCCGCUGGUGCCUCACCGGCACUCCCGUGCAGAACAAGGACUUGGACCUCUUCGCAUUGCUCAAGUUCCUCAGGUGCACGCCUUUCGACGAUCUCACAAUGUGGAAGAAGUGGAUCGACAACAAGAGCAUCGGCGGCCAAGAGCGCAUGAGCACCGUCAUGCGCUGCAUCCUGCUACGGCGCACCAAGGUGCAGCUGCAGCAGAAAGGGCAGCUGGCCUGUCUGCCAGACCGCCAGGCCCAUCUCGAGGAGGUCACUCUCACCAAGGAGGAGAUGAAUGUGUACCAGAAGGUGCUGGUUUUCUCCAAGACAUUGUUCGCGCAAUUCCUGCACCAGCGGGCUGAGAAGCAGGCCGACGGCGCGCUGACUUCCUCGGUCAAGAACUCUGCUUACGACAAGAUGCACAAGCGCAUGAUUGCGCUGCAAGGAGCAAAACCGGUGAAAUCCCACGAGAUCUUAGUGCUGCUCCUGCGCCUGCGCCAAGUGUGCUGCCACUGCGGGCUCAUCGCCGCCAUGCUGGACGAGGACACCGCGGACGCCGUCGCCGAGGACGCGGGCCAGGACUUGCUCGCCGAACUCAAUAAGCUGUCUCUGGAAGACGGCAAUCGGAGAAAGAGCCGUAACAAAGAAGAGGAAGAAGACGAAGGUCCCGAGCUAGAAAGCACGACGGCCGCCGAAGCCAUUCGCUCUGUCCUGUCGCCCAACAACCCGGUGUUUGAACUCUCGCGUAUGUCGUCGAAGAUCAGCGCCGUCAUGAAUUGUUUGAGGGAAAAUGUGUUUGCUAAUAAGGACCACAAAGCGGUGGUAGUGUCGCAAUGGACGUCGGUACUGCGUCUUGUUGAAGCAGAGUUAGAAAAGGAGCGUAUCAAGAACGUUACGUUGAGCGGAAGCGUGCCUGUACCUGCGCGGCCGCCUCUCAUUGAUGCCAUUAACAACCCGAAGUCCAAUGUGCGGGUAAUGCUUCUGUCGCUGUGCGCGGGCGGCGUGGGGCUGAACCUGUGCGGCGCCAACCAUCUGCUCCUGCUGGACCCUCACUGGAAUCCCCAGCUGGAGGAGCAGGCGCAGGACCGCAUCUACCGCGUCGGACAGACCAAACCUGUGCACAUUUACAGAUUCAUGUGCGUGGACACGGUUGAACAGAGCAUCCGAACACUGCAGCAGGCCAAGCUGGAGUUAGCCGAGAAUGUUCUCACUGGCGCUCGCAACACCAACGCCUCUAAACUCACCAUUGAGGAUCUCAAGAUGCUGUUUAAUAUGGGCCCGUCGUAAUUAACACAUCAUACUGGAUACUUAUAUUCUUCAAUGCGGGUCAAUAGGUAUAAGCUUUAAAAUAAGGUCUUACAUGAAAAUUUUAAAUUAUGAUUUUGUUAUUUUUAAUAAACUGGCUGGUGCACACGACAUCGUAUACUAUUACUAAUUUUAAUUACAAAAAGCAUUAAUUUAAAUCUUCAGUUCAUCAACUUGAGAAAUGAUAGGUUCUCCAUACAAACUUUGGUCCCC